Messenger RNA from Paramuricea clavata, 1269 nucleotides. NCBI's taxonomy places the organism in Eukaryota, Metazoa, Cnidaria, Anthozoa, Malacalcyonacea, Plexauridae. The record is from the annotation of a GenBank genome assembly.
AUGGAACUGUUGGAGACUACUCCAAUAAGAGCAGAGCAAGUGAAGAACUGGACAAAUACAACUCCUAUACUUGCUAGAGUUUUGAAUUUUAUUAAACAAGGUUGGCCUAGCAAGUGUCCAGAUGGGGAGUUUCAACCAUAUUUUCAACGACGAGACGAGCUGAGUGUUCAAGACGACUGUAUACUUCGGGGAAACAGAGUGGUUGUUCCACCCCAAGGAAGAAGGCAAGUGGUUGACGAAUUACAUGAAACCCACCCAGGAAUAUGUAAGAUGAAAAGUCUAGCAAGAAGCUACGUGUGGUGGCCGAACAUGGAUAACGAUUUGGAAAACAAAGUACGAACGUGCAACAACUGCCAGAUAAAUAGAAAGAAUCCUCCUGAAGCGCCACUGCACCCGUGGGAAUGGCCAAGCCGACCAUGGGAAAGAAUUCAUAUUGACUAUGCUAGUCCAUUCUUGGGGAAAAUGUUCCUCAUCAUGGUCGAUGCGUACUCAAAAUGGCUCGAAGUGCAUCCAACGAAUGUGGCAACAUCGAGCGCAACAAUUGAAAAACUUCGAUCAACAUUUGCAAUCCACGGCCUUCCUAAAACAAUUGUUAGUGAUAAUGGUAGUAAUUUUUGCAGUGAAGAAUUCGAAGAAUUUCUGGUGAAAAACGGCAUUCAUCACAGAAGGACUGCUCCUUAUCAUCCAGCCUCCAAUGGACUUGCAGAACGGGCGGUCCAGACGUUUAAGGAAGGGAUGAAGAAGAUGUCAAAUAAGGAAAGUUUGGAAACCAGAGUGUCUCGGUUUCUCUUCAAAUACCGUAUCACGCCACACUCAACCACAGGGAUAGCGCCAGCGGAAAUGCUUAUGACCAGAAAACCAAGAUCUCGCUUGGACGUACUACAUCCAGAUGUAAGACAAAGAGUACAGGACCAACAGAAGAAGCAGAAAGAGUUACACGAUCAACAUGCAGUGGAUCGACAAUUACGAACAGGUGUUUUAAUAUAUUCGAGAGAAUAUGGAAAACAACAAAAGUGGUGUCCAGGAGUGAUCAAUACACAAACCGGGCCAGUUUCCUAUACCAUACAGUUGGAAGACGACCGCGAGGUUCAUCGCCAUCAAGGUCAGGUGAUCCAUAGAGAAACACCCGAAGAAAACGAAAAUGACGUCAUGGAUCCAGAUAUCAACCAGCAACCCGUUCCAGACCAACAAGUGGUUAGCGAAGAAAAUGCAGUUUCAGCAGCCACCGGACUAUUAUUCGUGAGUAAUUACACUAAUUUUAGAGUGUAA